CAGCAUUGUUUUACUAUAACUUAUAAAAGUGAAGGACAGAGACAAUAUGAUUUACGGUGUGAUUCAGAAUCGGAAUGUACGGCCUGGAUUGACGCCAUUAAACGUGCCAGCUAUAGUAAGGUGGUGGAGAUGAAAGAGGAGCUAGAACAGAAACAUCUACACCUACUCCAGAUACUAGACAGUGAGAGACAGGCCAAAUGGCAGUACGUUCAACAAACUGACGAAUUUACCAUCGAAGUUAAAAAAUUAAAAGCUGAGGCAAGUUUUCUUCAAAAAUUUAAAAAUCAAAUUUGCUCAAAUCACACUGUAGAUGAAGAGACAGAUGAAAUACGUAAAAUCAAAAAGGUUCAGAGUUUUUUCCGGGGUUGGUUAUGUCGGAGAAGAUGGAAACAAAUCGUAGAGUUGUAUAUCCGCAGUCCACAUGCGGAGAGUAUGAGAAAAAGAAAUAAUAUCGUGUUCAAUAUGGUCGAAUGUGAGGAAGAAUACAACAGACAAUUAUCGUGUUUAGUCACAUGUUUUUUACGCCCAUUACGAAUGGCUGCCAGCUCAAAGAAACCACCGGUUACUCAUGAAGAUGUUAAUAGUAUAUUUUUAAAUAGUGAAACUUUGUUAUUUUUACAUCAAAUAUUUUUAAAAGGGUUAACAGCGAGAUUAGAAAACUGGCCAACAUUAGUGUUAGGAGAUUUAUUUGAUAUGUUGUUACCAAUGUUAAGUAUUUAUCAGGAAUACGUAAGAAACCAUCAUUAUAGUCUACAAGUUUUAGCUGAAUACAAACAGAAACCAGAAUUUAACAAUUUGCUCAAACGUUACGAAGAGAAACCAGCUUGUGAAGGGAGAUCACUGGAAUUAUUUUUAACAUAUCCUAUGCAUCAGAUUCCUCGAUACAUCAUCACCCUACAUGAAUUAUUAGCUCAUACACCCCAUGAUCAUGUAGAAAGAAAAAGUCUAGAAUAUGCCAAAGGAAAGCUGGAAGAUCUGUCUCGGGUGAUGCAUGAUGAAGUCAGUGAAACAGAGAAUAUCAGAAAGAAUCUAGCUAUAGAGAGAAUGAUUGUAGAGGGUUGUGAUAUUCUAUUAGAUGUUAAUCAAACAUUCGUUAGACAAGGUCCUCUCUUACAAGUGCUCAAUGAAAAAGGAAAAUCGAAUCGAGGGCGUCUAGGAUCUUUUAGCUCUUCAUUUAAGGAGUCCAAAAAAGAAAUAGUACGUCAAGUCUUUUUGUUCACUAAUCACAUGCUGCUAACACACAGAGCUUCUAAUGGUCGACUGCAUUUAGCCAAGCACUACGGUAAAAUAUCAUUGAUAGAUUGUACAUUAAUAGAAGAUCCAAAUUCAGAUAUAUUUUUCUUUGAUGAGGAAAAUAAGGAUGUUAAGGCUGAUUAUUAUAAUGGUUUAGAUUUCCGUAUUAUAAUUGAUUCUAAAAGUGGGCCCCCCAUUACCAUCAGUCUUGUAGCCUCUACUCUACAUGAAAAGGCUGCGUGGUGUAGUGAUAUCAGUCAGUGUAUAGAAAAUUUACAGUAUAGUGAUCUCCUCAACAGCUCAAUGAGUGAAUCGUCCUCUGUCACAAUGCCACAGUCUGUACGGUCAGAUCCCAAACUGUUUCGAGAUGAUGUCGAUAUCAAGUUUAGUCGAACUCUCAAUUCAUGCAAGGUUCCACAGAUCCGGCAUGCUAGUGUAGAGAGACUGCUAGAUAGACUAACUGAUUUGAGGUUUCUUAGCAUCGAUUUUUUAAAUACAUUCCUAUUAACAUACCGUGUAUUCACCACUGGUCAAACUUUGUUAGAGGCGUUAAAACGUGUGUAUAAAAACCCUGAAGCUACUAAUAUAGACUCCAAAAUUGCAAGAAGGAAAGUUUCUGUUCUAAUAUUAGAUAUAUUUUAUAACAGAUCCUUAUCUGAUGCUGAAGAAGGGAGUCCACCUCAUACAGAUUUUACUGGUGAACCACCAGAAGUGGAUUCUAAGUAUGUUAUCAAACCACAAGCUGAGAAGUUUCGACGUAUCAGUACUGGCUGUAUGAAUGAUUCUCAAGCUAUAGACAGACUUCCUCUUGGGGGCUUCCACGGCACAAAAAGUAAGAUUAAAUCUGUUGAUAGCGAUGAUAGUCGUUCAGAAUUAUCUACAUAUCUCAUACCUCCAAAACCUAAACUAGCACCUAUAGCUUCUUGUGAGACUCUUUACGACCAUGAAAUACCUGAUGUUCCUUCAAUUACCAUGGAAGAUUCAUCUACCACAUCUUCAGGGGUAGUUUUAUCGGAUUUUGAUGUUGGAGAGUCGUCUGUUGAUACGUGUGAUAGUGACACUGAGGGCAAACUGGCACCUCCGUUAAUAAUAUCAGGAGCACCGUCAGAUUUUAACGAGACGUUGAUGCGAACUAGUCAUUACACGUUAAGUUCUGCUGCAAGUUCGGAUACUUUGACUCCAGGCACACCUCAAGUUAGUCCCAUACCUUCACCACUCGGUAGUCCAAAGAAAAUCAAAUUUAAUUUGAAACAGAAUGGUAAUAAAGGUCGGCCAAGGAGUACAGAUAGACCUGCUAAGAAACGUGAAUCAGUCAUUAGUACAGCGGCUACCAUGAGAGUACUCAAUAUAUUAAAACAUUGGGUGUCCAAACAUCAACAGGACUUUGAUUUAAACCUGGUAUUAAAGUCUGCUGUAAUAGAUCUACUGGAGGAAAUGGUGUGUAAUACCAAUCUACUACCAGCAGAACAUAAAGCUGCAGCCUCUAUACUGCGUACUAUUACUAAAGAUACCUCAGACAAUAAGAAAGUGGACCUGGAAAAACUCUUACAGCACACUUCAACACCAUCAAAAGAUAAUUUUGACUCACUGUCAGCUCUAGAUAUAGCAGAACAAUUGACUUAUCUAGAUCAUCAAAUAUUCAUGUCUAUCAGGAGCGAGGAAUUACUGAGUCAAGCGUGGAUGAAAGGAGAUAAAGCUACUAGAGCACCACAUGUACUUCUAGUUAGUAAACGAUUUAAUGAGGUGAGUCGACUGGUUGUAUCAGAAAUUGUUGGUAGACAGACCCAGUUAGAUCGGGUAGCCUGUAUAGAGAAAUGGGCAGCCAUUGCUGAUAUCUGUCGUUGUAUGCACAAUUAUAAUGGAGUAUUACAGAUCUGUGCUGCCUUCGUCAACAGUUCAGUCUACAGGUUGAAGAAAACAUGGGAGAAGCUUUCCAAACAGGUACGACCAAAUUAUUUUGGUGUAAAAAUUAUUACCUUUGAUUUCCAGUUGAUAACCAUAUUUGCCUUUACUAAAAAUAAGACUAGCCCAAAAUGA
Molecule: messenger RNA, 3270 nt
Organism: Lottia gigantea (owl limpet)
Lineage: Eukaryota; Metazoa; Mollusca; Gastropoda; Lottiidae
Exons: 21
Biological process (GO): Ras protein signal transduction; positive regulation of GTPase activity
Cellular component (GO): plasma membrane
Molecular function (GO): guanyl-nucleotide exchange factor activity; protein binding
Source: RefSeq, a predicted model, not a curated record